This is a messenger RNA of Bursaphelenchus xylophilus (pine wood nematode), 1832 nucleotides long. The record is from the annotation of a GenBank genome assembly. NCBI's taxonomy places the organism in Eukaryota, Metazoa, Nematoda, Chromadorea, Rhabditida, Aphelenchoididae.
AUGGAUGAACAUGAUCACGAGGGUAAUGAAACCGGCGAAAGAAAGAAUUAUAUAAUAUACCUCAAAGAUUCAAGAGAAGCUUUAAUCAAAGGCGGGUUGAAAGACCGUUUGAAAGAAGGGAACUUGGUAAGUUUUGUCAUCCCGUUGAUGUGAAGUUCAAUUAUUUUUAGAUUGCGUUAAUUGUUGCCGAUGAAGAAGACAAAACAUAUAUUCUGUGUCGUCAAGGUUUCAAACGUAUGCGUAAACAUCAACAAGGUCAAACAACUCUGGGGGCAUGGGUGGAGCUGGAAGCUUAUGAAACCGAAGGAAAAAGACGUCUUCAAUUGGUGUUUGCAUACUACAAUUUGUUGCCAACGCGGGUCACUAUUUCCGGGGUUAUAUAUAUCUACGUCUUUUUGGAAAAGAGAGAUGGGACAUUCUUUAAUGAAUAUAUCGGUCCAGUCUCGGACAAAAAUUGUUUGAUCCCCCCAUGUGUCGAAUGCGCGGCAGCUGAAGUGAAAGUUGCAGGAUAUCGCCAUAAACCUUUGGUUGUCAAAUAUCAUGGAUCUGUUCGCAUUCCGAAUGAAGUUCUUCCGGAAGAUGUAUGUUUUUUAAAAGUUUAUGAAUUCUGAUUUUAGUUAAGGUACCAGAUUCCGGAAGACGAUGAAUUGGGGGCUCUGCCAAUUAAUGGUACUGAAAAGACUUUGAAAGUCCUUGUUGGAGAUGAACAGUAUAAAUUUUUAAUGACAGAACACCAACGACGAAACAGACUUGCGAAAGCACAAGCAGACCGCCGAGAUCAAGAAAGACACUUCCCAACGAUGGUCAUGAAUGUAGGAGUUUAAUUUUAAUUAUUUUUUGUUUAGAGGGACGAUCUCCCAGACAGAUUCAAGGCAAAUAUUAACUUUUCUCGCGACGACAAUGAAUGUCGGGAAAACUGUGACGCGCAGGCAUUAUGUCGGCCGCAAGGAACUCAAACGCCGUCCCAGCAAAACGUUUCUAUAUCUGAUUCUAAUUUUAAACAAAAGCCCUCGAGGUGCUCGAAUGGCCUGCCGACUGUUCUCAUUACGAGUAAGCUUUCUGCAUGAAACGCUAACUUUUUUAUUAGAUGUGGGAUUCGAAUUGGGAUCGAGUCUUGCCAGGAAAUACCUCGAGAAUAACUACAAUGUCGUCCUUCACAAUUGCGGGUCGGAUGUAGAGGACGUAAGUUUUUUAGUAGAGAAAACGCAAACUUGUUGUUUAGGAUGUCAAAAAGAGUCUGAUUCAACAAGUCACCGACCGGCUACAUGUAGUUUCCUUUGAUCUGUUGAAGUUGGAUGAAGUCAGGAAAUGUUUGGAAGAGAAGAAAGAAAUAUUUGGCCAUAUUGACGUGCUUAUUCACAUUGCCAUGGCAAAAUGUCUCGAUCUAUGCGAGGAAAAAGAUUACAAUCUAAACAAAUUCUUGAUGGAACAGAAUGUGAAUAGGUAAGUUAUGUUCCCAUUUACAUUUAUUCUUUAGUACUCGUAACUUGUUUAUUGCUAUGAAACUACUCUCCUUCCAUACUUGCAAAACAGAAGUCGCUGUGGUCACAAACCUGGAGCCAGAUGAAGCGUUGGCGGUCCCAGAGACUGUCAGGAACGUAGAGAGGUGGCUCGAAUACAUUGUUCAUGGUUUUAAACAGAUAUUCAAAGGCGCGGUUACCGUAACGUAUGUUGAUUGCAAAAUUUAUCCUGCUUGCUUUUUUAAUUGUUCACAUUGUUGUUUCAGGCGACAAAACUUAACCUACUUACAUGGAAAAGCCGAUGAUUCGGAGUCCCGUCCUCAUAUUAGACAUCUCUCACAUGUUCUCAAAUCUCAAUUAAGAGAUCUCUAA